GCUGAAAUGAAAGGACCGCCUACAGACGCACUACACUUCACUUCGCCCAGUAGUACACCAAGUACAUCACAAUCCUACGAGCCUGCAGAAACGAUAGCUCCAGUCCCUAUGGUAUCAUCCAGCAUAGCCAGCACCCUGCUAGGAGCGUCCAGGACGAUCUAUGCCGCGCCUCAUUUCAGCAGUCUUGCGGUCGCUAGCACCUCGACAGCUAGACGCUAUAUCAACAAUUCGUCGCGGCACCUCGCCGAGAUGACGAGGCCGCUGGACGACCUUCUCGCCCAAACCGGUGGACAGCCAAGGGCAGCGGGAUCGGUGUCUGAACAAUCGAAAAAGCUGAACCACGAAGCCAAAAGCAAUGUCAAGACUACUCCCACCCAUUCCCUGCACGUCAAAUCCUCUCGAAACAACAUCAUCCUCACCUACACCGAUGAUUCGAAGGGAGGAAAGGUCUUCCGAACGAUCACGGGCGGAAUCGACAAGGAUUUCAAAAAGGCUCAUCGGUCGAGUUACGAAGCCGCGCAUCAGGCAGCGUUGAAAGUCUUCAAGGCUAUUGAGGAGCACGGGCAGAGCAGGAUCCGCGUGGCCUUCAAUGGCAUCUUCGGUCAGGGAAGGGAAGCGGUAGCCGCGGCGCUGGCAGGGCCAGAGGGCGCUCGGAUCAGGACGAGGGUGGUCAAGGUGGAAGACAGGACACCGAUCAAGAUUGGUGGUACUCGAGCCAAGAAGCCAAGGAGGCUAUAGAAGUGGGGAAUGGUGACGAGACUGGGAGUUUGUAUGGUGACAUCCGUCCGGAUGCGUAUGGCUGGUGUUGUAUACUCUUCGCAACAGAUCCUAUGAACAAGACAUAUCGCGAUUCC
Messenger RNA from Filobasidium floriforme, 854 nucleotides. RefSeq lists its product as uncharacterized. Gene Ontology annotation, cellular component: ribosome; mitochondrial small ribosomal subunit. The coding region runs from base 7 to 738 and encodes 243 amino acids. Gene Ontology annotation, molecular function: mRNA 5'-UTR binding; small ribosomal subunit rRNA binding; structural constituent of ribosome. Lineage: Eukaryota; Fungi; Basidiomycota; Tremellomycetes; Filobasidiales; Filobasidiaceae. Gene Ontology annotation, biological process: ribosomal small subunit assembly; maturation of SSU-rRNA from tricistronic rRNA transcript (SSU-rRNA, 5.8S rRNA, LSU-rRNA); translation. The record is from RefSeq and is a predicted model, not a curated record. The transcript is spliced from 2 exons.